Messenger RNA from Acanthocheilonema viteae, 621 nucleotides. The record is from the annotation of a GenBank genome assembly. Lineage: Eukaryota; Metazoa; Nematoda; Chromadorea; Rhabditida; Onchocercidae.
AUGAGUAAAAGAGUACAAUUUAACGAUGAGAUAGGAUUUCUGGAAAUAUGGGAUCAAAUUCGGAUGAGGAUUACAAGUGAUCAGUGCGAAAUGCAAGAAUUUGCAAGUAUGCUCGAUAAUUUGACGUAUUAUUUGGAGUUGGCUGUGGAAAAUUGCAAGCCGAAGAAUCGUGAAAUGUAUAGUGCACUGUGCUGUAUACUUCGUGAGGAACUUAUCAACAAGCAGGAACGCUUCACUGAAACAUCAAAAUAUAUUGAUGAAUCAACCGCUGUUGUUGAUUCGGGAUUUGAAACAUUCCAUGCAGAAUCACCUGCGGAAUACAGCUCGAAAUUGAUAACGCCAAGUUGUAUAAAUCCGGGUCAAAAGGUAACAUCAUAUCGAUUAAAAUCUAUCAAACCGAGAACACAAAAAAUAUUAUUUCGAAAUGUUACAUAUGAUGCUGCUGUUGUCAAGAAUAUUUUUGACGUUAAACUAGUAGAUAUAAAGCAGUGUACAAUUACUUGUCCAUAUAUGAUAACGGCAAUAAUGUGCUGUUUUGCUUGUUUGAUUGCCUUUAUACCGCAUCGUUUCUUCCCGUGGUUUUUCCCGUUAAUAUCAUUCAAUUCACCACCACCAUUAUAA